AUGACGGGCUGUUUUUAUCUAGUUGCAUUGGAUAUAAAUGGCAGAACCCCUGUCAAGAGGUACGGAGUUAUAGUGUGUGAUCCGGUGAUCCAUUGUGGACUUGAUAGAAGUGUUAACCACAUGAUGGUUCCUUAUGUGCCAAUGCUGGUGCCACCAAAAAAGUGGAAAGGGUAUGAUAAAGGUGGUUAUUUGUUCUUACCUUCAUAUUUAAUGCGUACUCAUGGGUCUAGGCAGCAACAAGAUGCUAUUAAAUGUGCUCCUGUGAAACAAAUGCAGAAAGUGUAUGAGGCCUUAGAUACGUUGGGAAACACCAAAUGGAGAGUGAACAGACGAAUUCUGAAUGUGGUUGAGACUGUUUGGGGAGGAGGUGGCAACAUUGCUGGCCUGGUAAACCGCAACGAUGUUCAUAAACCUGAAUUGCACUCUGAUGCGGUGGAAGAAAUCAAAAAAUGGAAAUGGAACAUGAGGAAAGCAAAAAAAAUCACAGAGAGGCACUCACAGCGAUGUGACAUUGAACUCAAGCUUUCUGUGGCUCAUAAAAUGAAAGAUGAGGAUGGUUUUUAUUAUCCCCACAAUCUGGAUUUUCGGGGCCGUGCAUAUCCUAUGCAUCCACAUUUGAAUCAUCUGAGUUCUGAUCUAUGUCGAGGGCUCCUGGAGUUUGCAGAAGGACGGCCUUUAGGAAAAUCUGGAGUGUAUUGGCUUAAGAUACAUCUAGCAAAUCUUUAUGGAGGGGUUGUCAAAAAGCUUUCCUAUGACCAGCGCCUAGCUUUUGUGGAAAAUCACCUGAAUGAAGUUUUAGAUUCAGCAGAUAAUCCUCUCAAUGGAAAUCGCUGGUGGUUAAAGGCUGAGGAUCCUUUUCAGUGCUUAGCAGCUUGUAUGAACCUAUCAGAAGCCUUAAAGAGCUCAUCACCACAUACUGUCAUCUCUCACCUGCCCAUCCACCAGGAUGGUUCAUGCAAUGGUCUACAGCACUAUGCAGCUUUGGGGAAAGACAGUAUGGAAGCUGCUGCAGUCAAUUUAAUUGCUGGAGAUAAACCUGCAGAUGUUUAUUCUGAAAUUGCUGCAAGGGUUCAUGAUAUUAUAAGACUAGACAGUGAAAAGGACCCUACAAUUGAUCCCAAUGCUACAAUAGCCAAACUCUUAGUUGAUCAGGUAGACAGGAAACUGGUGAAGCAGAUCAUGACAUCGGUAUAUGGUGUCACUUAUGUUGGGGCACGUGAACAAAUCAAAAGAAGGUUACAGGAGAAGGGUCUGAUUACUGAUGAUAGGUUGCUGUUCAGUGCAGCUUGCUAUGGUGCUAAGGUGACAAUGGCUGCACUUGGUGAGCUGUUUCAAGCAGCACGUGGUAUAAUGGUUUGGCUUGGUGACUGUGCCAAGGUGAUUGCUUCAGAAAACCAACCUGUGCGCUGGACAACGCCACUGGGUCUCCCAGUUGUGCAACCAUACUUUAAAUCUCGGCGGCACAUUAUAAAAACUUCGCUUCAGGUUCUGGCAUUGCAGCGUGAGGGUGAUUCAGUUGAGGCUAGAAAACAGAGAACUGCUUUUCCUCCAAAUUUUGUGCACUCAUUGGAUAGUACUCACAUGAUGAUGACCGCAAUUGCUUGUAGAGAUUCUGGAUUGCAAUUUGCAGGGGUACAUGAUUCCUUUUGGACGCAUGCGUGUGAUGUUGACAAGAUGAACCAGAUACUGAGAGAGAAAUUUGUGGAGCUUUAUAGCAUGCCAAUACUUGAAAAUCAUCUUGUUUUCAGAGUGGAAUAUUGUGAUUCUAAGAAUGAAAUUGUUGCUUGAAAACUUCCAUACAUCAUAUCCAACAUUGACCUUUCCUGCUCUACCAAAAAGAGGUAACUUUGACUUGCGUGA
Molecule: messenger RNA, 1860 nt
Organism: Coffea arabica (coffee)
Lineage: Eukaryota; Viridiplantae; Streptophyta; Magnoliopsida; Gentianales; Rubiaceae
Source: RefSeq, a predicted model, not a curated record